AGGAGGAGGAGCUGGAGGAUGUGACGUGCUGCUCAGAGAGGCAGAUUGUCGGCUUCCAUAUCCAGUAAACGGUGCUCGUUAACGGUGAUGUUUGGAGAGGAUUAUUACAAGCAACAGGAUGGCAAACUGUGAUUGAAUGCAGCAGCAGGUGAUCACAAUAUAAACAUCAUCACAACCACAAACAUGGAUCUGACUUUUGCAUUAUCAGCUCUCAUCUUCACGCUUCUCGCCAUCGUGGUCGCUACUUCGCUAUUUAACGGAUCCUCGCCUGAUUUCUCGAGUUAUUUCGGACACAGAGGAUCAGAUCAACCGGAGACGAGGCUGAACGGUUAUUUACCGGACUACAGCAAGAAGAAGAAGAAGAAGAAGACAGAGGACGACUGGUGUGAGAUCAGUGGCAGCUCACAUGAUCACUGGGAUGUAGUGAAGUCUGUGCUCUCAGAGGAGGCACACCCCCACCCUCACACUGAAGAACUGGCAACACCAGUUAAGCACUCCUCCUCCACAUCCAGCCUGUGCGUCCCCAGGCCUGGAUGUAGGCAUAUGAACUUAGAAGUAGAAUCGUCGUCCAAGGCCUCGUCGGGGACGAGCCGUAGGUCAAUCAUUGGGCUCUCUGAUAAGGACCUCCUAAAGUGUGCUUUCUCAUACCCCCAGACCGAAGGAGCCACAGAGAGCCCGGGGAUAAACGAUAAAGUGGAAUCAAAUGAUUCCUUGAAGUACGUCCCUGGAAAGGCGCGAUCCCACCACUUGCAAAAGAUGAUGUCCACAGAGGAGCUGGAGGAGGAGCAGAGGGUGCAGCGUGAGCAGCUGGCCGUCAUCUUCCAGCUGCUGAAAGACAACCAGGAGACGUUUGGGGAGGUGUCCGAGGUAGACAUGGAGGAGCAGCUCAGACUCUACUCCAUCUGAGACUCUUCUUUGUGUUUUUGGAUCCACGUUUUGAUGGCGCUCCUUUAACCCGUGAGCGCUACUGAAGGACUACGCCAGUACACCAAAUACUUCACUGAACUUGUUCACAGUAUUCAACGCAAGCUGUACAGUCCACUCAACGACCACUCUCAUUUGUGUUUUAAUAUGACGUUUUAAUUGUGUUGUUUUAUUGCUUUCCCAUUAAGGCUGGGUAUCGUUUAAAAAAUUAAUAUGCCAGUACCAAUACCAGUUAAAGUGAUACCGAUACCAAUAAAGUACUCCAUUCGAUACCCAUCAUGUGAUUGGAAGCUGUGUGUGUGUGUCCUACUGGCUAGCUAAUCACCGCCGCACUGCACAGCGCUCAUACAGCGGUUACCGCUCAUUCCCCAAACCCACGGUGGUUGUCCCUGAAGCGUAACGCCCACCUUCAUCCCCCCAGGUAGAGACGGUAAGCUCUGUAAGCACUGUUGCCACUAGUAGAGGUGUUUGCUGCUGCAGUAGUGGGCCAAUCACUUUGUAUUAAAUCAAAGAAUGCUUGAGGUGAUUGUCUGCAAGCAAAAGCACACAAAAAGUAUUUUUUUCUAGAUCUGAGCAAAAAAAAGAAUCAAUUACAGAUAUCGAAGUUUUAAUACUACUUGGUACUGGUUUAUUUCGGUCGAUACCUUAAAAGUAUCGAGUACCGAUACCCAGUAGGCUUGCCGCGGUAGUCGGUAGUGUUACACGGUGAUCAGGCAUACACCGAUU
Molecule: messenger RNA, 1650 nt
Organism: Sebastes umbrosus (honeycomb rockfish)
Lineage: Eukaryota; Metazoa; Chordata; Actinopteri; Perciformes; Sebastidae
Product: matrix-remodeling-associated protein 7-like
Exons: 4
Coding region: 184-906 (240 amino acids)
Source: RefSeq, a predicted model, not a curated record